Messenger RNA from Argentina anserina (silverweed cinquefoil), 3861 nucleotides. RefSeq lists its product as uncharacterized. Bases 377 to 3508 code for a protein of 1043 amino acids. Lineage: Eukaryota; Viridiplantae; Streptophyta; Magnoliopsida; Rosales; Rosaceae. Gene Ontology annotation, biological process: regulation of defense response to fungus. The record is from RefSeq and is a predicted model, not a curated record. The transcript has 3 exons.
GUGACACGUCACGACUGACGCUUUAAAUAAGGUCGGCGCUGAGGUCUCCUUUCUGGUCUGUAUUGGCUUUGGGGCUUUCCCGUGUUUCUCACGGUCCAGUAAGGAAUGGUUUGACCUGGAAGCUUCAUCACCACGACAAAACCACCCUGUUCCAAUACCUCCCCAACCUCAAGUUCCUCUCUCUCUCUCUCUCUCUCUCUCUCUCUCUCUCAGACUUUUCUUGUUUUGGUGAACGCUGAGAAAACUUGCUACUCCAUCUUCAAGCUUCUCUGCAGUUUUUGGAUAAUUCCUGUUCGCAGUUCAAAUGGUGUUGGAUAUUGCAUAGCAUCAAGUUUGAGACUUUGUGUUGGAAGCUCUUUUUUUGGUGGGGGGAGAUAUGGCUACUGAGUUCACUACGAAAGUUCGGCUAGUUAGAUGUCCUAAAUGCCAGCUGCUUCUACCGGAAUUGCCGGACUUCCAGGUCUACAAGUGUGGUGGAUGUGGUGCUCUUCUCCAAGCAAAAAAUCGCUUGAAAGGAUUGGGGCACGUUUAUGAAGAUAAAGCAUCUAGCAGGAGUAGCAGCACAAGUUGUAAUGGAACUCUUCCUGACUCAGGAGAGUGCUCUUCAGACCAAAUUGAUGAGAAAAAUCAAAAUAAGUCUUCUGGAGCAUGCUCUUUCGAAAGAAAUAUGGAGAGGGAUGAGAGUAAGUCUUUAUCAGAAGGCUAUGAAUUAAGCAACUCAAGUCUAAAGGCCAAGGUUCCUGCCAUGGAAGAAUGCACUUUGGAAAGAAUGAAUGAGAGGAAUGACAGUGGUUCUUCAAAAGGCAUUGAAUCUAGCAGCUCAAAUCUGGAGGCUUUGGCCCCUGCCUUGGGAGAAUGCUUUUUGGAAAGGAGGCAUGAGAGGGAGGGGAGUAAUUCUGCGGAUGGCAUUGAAUCUAGCAGCUCAAGUCCAAAGAGUAAGGCUCCUGACCUAGGAGUAUAUUCUUUGGAACGAAGCCAUGAGAGGGAGAGGAGUAAAUCUUCAGAAGGUAUUGAUUCUAUCAGCUCAAGUCCAAAGGCCACAACCCUUGACUUGGGAGAAUGCCCUUUGGAACGAAACAUUGAGAGGGAGUGCAGUAAAUCUUCAGAAGGCAUUGAAUCUUGCAGCUCAAGUCCAAAGGCUACUUUUCCCGACUCGGGUGAAUGCUUUUCGGAUCACAGCAGUGAGAAUAAUCAGAAUAAGUUUUCUGACGAUCAAGAAUCACCGCUGAGGGAUCCUGAUAAUUCAUCUGAAGAUGAUCAUGGUGGUGAGCGGAUUGGAGACAUAAACUUACCAAGUAAAAUCCAAAGCAGCCAGAGUCAUCAAAAUGGUUAUGGUGGCCUUGCUAUGGAGCCACUUAGAGUUCUCAAAAAAGUCUCUUCAUUGGUGGAGUUUGCAAAUAGUGAAAGUAAGGUGCCAUUACCAGAAACAGCAGCAAAUUCAGAAGCAUUGGAAGAUGAUGAGAGAUUACCUUUGGAACCAAAUGUAGAGGUAGACAUUGUGGUGGAGAUUGAUUCUGAUUCUACGAGUUCAAGUAGGCUCGAUGCAGUGGCCACAAGGGGAAGUGAUUCAAUGUAUUCUGCUCCUUUGCCCCCAAGGGACAGCAUUUUAUCAGAUAUUAUUGUAUCUUCUCCUGACGAACAAUCAAAUGAAAAAGUAGACCUCAACAUGGGUGUUGAUUCAAGUGCUGUCAAUCCAGGAGCUACAUGGGAAAGUGGUGUUACUGCUCACAACCCAGCUCAAGAGAGCAGUUCAGGUACACUUACAUCUUCUGCUGAUGAGAAACUCAAGGAACCACAUGAUAGUGUUCUGAAAAAUUUUGAUCAUCUGAUGUCUUCGAACACAUUUGAAACUACUGAGUUUCUCAGCCCCAGAUCUGAGUUUAGCGCUGCAUUUAGAGAUAGGUCGAAGUCCCCAGCAAGUAGAAGCCAUCAUGCUUAUGAUGCAAGUGUCUCUUCUCAUGAUGGUAUAGAUGAUCAGUUCUACAACCAGAAUUUACCUACAUUUCAAGAUGCUCAUACAGCUCCUAACCUGGCUCAGUCUGAAGAAAGAAAUAGAAGGGAAAUUUUUUUUGCCGAAAACAUGCGGAAUAAAGGUCCUGAAUUACCAAAUCAGGCUAGGAGUUCCUGGUCAAGUAUGUCUGAUAAGAAUAGUCAUGCCAUGAAUUACAGAAACCCGGAUCAAGAAAUGCUGCCACCAAGAAUACCAGGUCAUCCAAGUCGAGAUCAUGCAAGAGUACUACAUAGAAAUGAAUAUAUGCCCAGGAUGGCUUCUCUUCAAGGAGAUUACCUAGGUGGAUAUGGAAAUGGAUGCUUCGCAAACCAAAUCCGUAAAGAGUUCCCAAGCAACAUUGACUAUCGAUCUGGCAGGUAUAUGAGUGCUGCAGCGGAUAAGCUGGCACUUAUGAGAAUUGUGCGUGAACUGCAGAAUGAGCUUUUCCAUGUACGGGCAAGUCGGCAGGAACAGCAUAUUCCCCAGUUCCAUAAUUAUGAGGCAUCUGAGGAGGAGCUUUUCCCUGGUCUAAAUCAUCCUAGGGAUCAAAGAAGCAGCAGAGCGGGAAGCCAUUAUAACCAGCAGCAAAGUCAGUACACACGAAUACCUUUCUCCAGUGAGGCAACAACAAGCAGACAUCAAGUUGAUCCCUCCUUUAUGCACCACUAUCCUCAAGACAGGCAGUACUCAGCACCAUUGCCUCUACCCAUCCGGAGCAAUACUAAUGGGUUACAUAGGCUUCAUCCUUAUGCCUCAAGGCAGUGGGACAGUGAAUCUGAUGAUCAGAGGCACAACAGUCAUGAGGUGAAGAAGUAUUAUGGAGAGAAACAGCAGAUGCCUAUGCGUCAUUUCCGGCCAAUAGCUGGUGGAGCUCCUAUCCUGAUUUGUUAUAACUGCUUUAAACCACUGCAGAUACCUGCAGAUUUUCUGCUUUUUAAAAGGAGAUGUCAUAGACUUCGAUGUGGUGGUUGCUCAAAGGUGCUUACGUUUUCACUCCAUAGGACAACUCACAUAGUCCCUUAUGAAGCGAAUGCAGUAGGCCCUCCCCCAAGUGAGGUUAAUGACCACAGCUAUGGUGUAAAUGGGGAUCCUGUGUCAUGUUCAGAUGAUUAUGGCUAUGGACUCUCAUACUGCAGAAGUGGCUCUACUGAAGCAGAAGAUGCUGGAAAUGUAACACCCGCGAACUCCCUCCAAAGUACUAUAGUGCAUGAGAGAGAUAUGUCAUAUGGUUCAAACAACCCAACAAGAGGGAGACAGGAGAUCGUUUCUCAAAACAAAGAUAAGAAUCCAAUUGGAAGAUUUAUGUCAGCAAAAAAUUCAUCCAAUAUGUUGAAGUCAAACAAUCAUUCCUCAGAAAUGAAGCUGCCACCAAAGUCAAGCUCACCACUUCAUCGACUCAUGGGUUACAAUUCACCUAGUCAGGUGAUUAGGGGGUCUGGUUUAUCUCGUUCAGGGACAACAAGCUCAGUGAGGAACUACGAGAUACUCCCGGAAUAUAUGCUGUCGAAAACUGAAUGAUAUACUGAAACUUCCGGGGCGCUUUUUGCUCGAGUGGUAAAGACCUUGGUGUGUCACUCAUGGCAAAGAUAGAUUUCUGGUAAGCUUUUUAAGGAAAAACACUGCCACUUUAGCUACUUAGAACUAAACUAUUUUCCUCUAGAGGAGUUACCGUUCGUUGUUGUUAGUGAGACUAAUACAGUGGCCACGGCCUCAUAGUGAGAGAGAGUCAUGUUCGAUGCAGAAAUCAUGUUUUCAAUUGUCGUACAGAUAAAUAUGUUAAAAAGAACUCAUAUUUGAUUGAUUAUUUUCAUGUAUACUGUAUAGUAUAUCGUGUAAUGGUAAUACCGUAAUACCAAUUUCAAUUUCACAUU